CGUGGAGCCUGUCUAGGAGGGGAUGGACCAGUGGGGAGCAAGCAGGCAGGUCCUGGAUGAGAGCUGAAGACAGGGCUGUUUAGAGGCAAGAGGCAGACCCUGGGCCUGGGACUGGCAACAGCAGAAGAUGUUGAGGAGCCCCCGGAGGGGGCCGAGAGGGUGGCAGUAACAUCGUGAGAAAGGAACACAGGAGGAACAGGUUUAGGCUUCCCCCACCCAGGACCCAGCAGUGACAGCUGAGGCCAUGUGAGUCUGGUCCUGAAUGAGGCUUUAUCUCUGACGGUUUGUCCCUGUCAUCCACUGUGGCACCACCAGCUUCCUCCGACAGUCUGGAACAGACAACGGAGACAGCCUGAGCGAGAGAGGUGAGGAUAGCCGUAGCGUGGACUGAGAAGAGCAGGCAUCUGCCAGGCAGAUGAUGGAGGCACAGGGUCAGGAUAAACACCCUCUGAACCCCAACAUUGAUCCUCCAUCCUGACCCUGCCUGGCCAAGCCAUGUCCCAACAAGCCUCAGUGGGCAGGGGGCUGCCCCCAGAUGUGCUGGCAGAGCAGGUGGAACUAUGGUGGUCCCAGCAGCCCCGGCGCUCCUUGCUCUGCUUCUCCGUGGCCGUGGUCCUUGUGGCCGGCUGUGGGGCAGGCGGCGUGGCGCUGCUGUCCUCCACCAGCAGCCGAUCCGGCGAAUGGCGACUAGCGGUGGGCACGGUGCUCUGCCUGCUGGCCCUGAUGGUUCUGGUGAAACAGCUGAUGAGCUCUGCCGUGCAGGAUAUGAACUGCAUACGCCAGGCCCAUCACGUGGCCUUGCUGCGCAGCGGUGGAGGGGCCGAUGCUGUUGUUGUGUUGCUCAGUGGCUUUGUGCUGCUGGUCACUGGCCUGACCCUGGCUGGGCUGGCUGCUGCCCCAGCCCCAGCACGGCCACUAGCUGCCAUGCUGUCUGUGGGCAUUACCUUGGCUUCCUUGGGCUCAGUCUUGCUGCUGGGGUUGCUAUUGUACCAGGUGGGUGUGAGUGGACACUGCCCCCAGAUCUGUACAGAGGCAUUCUCCACCCGAAAUGGCCCUGGUAAUAACAGCAGCAUCUUUAGCAUCUCAGGACGGUUGUCUUCUGGUCAGCGUCAUGAGACCACCUCCAGCAUUGCCAACCUCAUCUGACAGAGAUGGAGCCCUUCUUCUCAUGACCUGCCUUAAUAUCCCCAGAACUUGUAGCGGACAUGCACAGGUACAUACAUAUAUGUGUGUCCUGCUGCCACGGAAUUGCAUGAUAUGUGAUUAGGAGCCCAUGUGCACCCACAUAUCUAUCCCAUGAGAAGGUGAGUGAUGCUUCCUUCAGGCUAUCCAUGGGCUGUCCAUGCUCUCUGCCUGGUUCUGGGGUCUCUAGGCGAUACUCAUCUGGAGUCUCUGAAGACUUGACCCAUAUUUCCAAGAUCCUACAACACUAGUCUUGCCCUAUGACAUCAUCAAGGAUCUCCACAGAGGUGACUGUUGCCUGUCCACGACUACACCAGUGAUUGCUCUUCAGAGAGUGACUCUUGGCAAACUGAGGGAAACGUCUUCCGGAUGAGAUGGACCUGGACGGGGAAAUGCCUUUGAGUUUGAAACCUAGCAGCCGGGGCCAGUGAGAGGUGACUCAGCCGCUCCUGCCUCAGUUUCUUAGGACAGCGUUGCUAUUGAUUCUUAGGAUUAAAUGCCUCUUGGGCAAGAUGAUUGGGCUCCUGGCAAAUAUUCAAUUAAAAGGUGAUUAUAAUGAAAAAGAAAUAAAUCAUGAGGAAAAGGUGGCUGUAGUUGCUGUCUUCACCACGGCAUCUCACCUCAGAGACCCUUAGCCCCAGCCCCACAGCCCACUCAUCUCAGGCUAUGGAGUCAUGGCGUCUUCAGCCAGACCUGGGGUUUCUCUUCUCAUGAGAGAAGGGGCAAGGGGCGAGAGAAUUACACGGGUUUGGAAAGAAACCUACUGGUCUCUGGUCCCAAAGAGAGUGGGGAGCCAGUCCUUCACGCUUGUUCACUUGCAGUUCAAAGGGAGAUUUAACCAGUGACUGUGUCUCUAGAAAUGUGCCCCUGUCCUUGUGUAUAGUCUGUCUUCUGUGAAACAAGAACAGCCUAAAUUUGUGUGGCCAUUGUUCUAGUUGGCCUGCUUCUGGGUUCCAGGCACUAAAGAGGUGUGACAGCCCUUCUGAGUAGUAAGUCACUUCCUGCUUGGAGUUGCCCUGGAAGGGCUCUCUUUUCCCUGUGGUAUGUGUUUCCUUUCCAGGUGACAAGAACAUAGGUUACAGCUUUGGCCACUUCCUGCUACACAAGGUGGAGAUUAUCUGAAGACAUCAGAGACUCAGAGAGACAGCUGUCUCCUAAAAGACGCCGAUACAGGAGAAACUUGUAGUAGUAAAAUUGGUGCUAUGAAGGAUUUACUAAUAA
Apodemus sylvaticus (European woodmouse) is the source of this 2403-nucleotide messenger RNA. It is a transcript of the gene Tmem125, whose product is annotated as transmembrane protein 125. NCBI's taxonomy places the organism in Eukaryota, Metazoa, Chordata, Mammalia, Rodentia, Muridae. The transcript has 3 exons. Bases 496 to 1146 code for a protein of 216 amino acids. The record is from RefSeq and is a predicted model, not a curated record.